AUGAAUGAUGAUUUAGAAUGCGACUAUAGUACAUACGAUUUGUUGUUUUGCCCGACAACCCCAUGGCCAUGUUUGUCUUUCGAUUUUAUUUAUGAUAGCCAAGCUAAAGAAGAUUAUACUUCAAAAUUAAAAAUAAAUGGAAGGGAAUUUAAAGGAAAUGAAUUGGCAUACCCAAUUGACGUAACAUGUGUUUCAGGAACACAAGCAACAGACAAAAAGUCAAAUAGUAUAUAUGUAAUUAAGUGGGGAAAUUUAAAUAAGCUUGAUCUUUAUCUAAGCUCUGAAGAGAUAUCUAGCGAUGAUGAAAAAGUAGAAAAUAAAAAAGGUGUCGAGAAAAAUAAUAGUAAUAAUAAUAAAGCUAGUGAAGAUGAUAGUGUAAUUAUAUGCAAAUCUAUAAAACAUAUUCAUGGGUGCAUUAAUAAAAUUAAAAAUAAUAAAAAAAUAAACUCUUUAGUCGGAGCAUGGUGUGAAGAUAAAAAAGUAUAUAUUUAUGAAAUUGGUGAUGAAAUAAAUGGUUUAAAUGAACGAAUGUAUAAUGAGAGUAUUCAAAAAGAUCCUGUUUAUAUUUUUAAUAAACAUAAUAAUGAAGGUUUUGCUAUAGAUUGGAAUCCGAUAUAUGGUGCUCAAUUAUUAACAGGUGAUAAUGAUGGUAAUUUAUUUUUAUGGCUACCUGACAAUAUGGCAAAAUGGAAACAUGAAAAUUUAAUCUCUUCAUCUAUCGGAGUUAAUUGUGAUAAACAUAGUAUAGAGACUGUUCAAUGGGCUAAACAUGGGAAUGGGGUAGGACAUGUAUUUGCCAUGUGUUCUUCUGAUAAAAGUAUAAAAAUUGUAGAUACUCGAGAUAUUAAAAGUGGUUCAGGUGAUAGUCAGAUGCAAAACUUGGUUAGUCGUGAAAAUGGGAUAAAAAUAGAUAUUCCUAAUGCACAUUCGAGUGAUGUUAAUGUUAUAACAUGGAAUGAGAAUUUUGAAUUUUUAUUGGCAUCAGGUGGAGAUGAUUCACUAGUUAAAAUUUGGGAUAUACGUAAUACAUCGAAAAAUGUAGCUAGCUUAAAUUUUCAUAAAGAUUCUAUUACAUCAAUUUCAUGGGAUAGUAAAGAUACUUAUGUGGUGUUAGCAUCUAGUUUAGAUAAUUCGAUUUCCGUUUGGGAUCUAUCAGUUGAAUCUGAAGCUUUAGAACAUUCUUUUGCUCAAUACCCUGAUCAAUUAUUGUUUGAACAUAAAAAUCAAAAUUUUAUAACAGAUGCAAAAUUUCAUCCAUAUUAUUCCGGUGUUAUAGUAUCAACAUCAGGAGAAUGUUUCAAUAUAUUUAAACCUUAUAACACAUAA
Plasmodium vinckei vinckei is the source of this 1326-nucleotide messenger RNA. RefSeq names its product ribosome assembly protein RRB1, putative. Bases 1 to 1326 code for a protein of 441 amino acids. The record is from RefSeq and is a predicted model, not a curated record. The transcript has a single exon. Gene Ontology annotation, molecular function: protein binding. NCBI's taxonomy places the organism in Eukaryota, Apicomplexa, Aconoidasida, Haemosporida, Plasmodiidae.